This is a messenger RNA of Uranotaenia lowii, 999 nucleotides long. RefSeq lists its product as uncharacterized. Gene Ontology annotation, biological process: sensory perception of smell. Gene Ontology annotation, molecular function: odorant binding. The record is from RefSeq and is a predicted model, not a curated record. The transcript has a single exon. NCBI's taxonomy places the organism in Eukaryota, Metazoa, Arthropoda, Insecta, Diptera, Culicidae. The coding region runs from base 1 to 999 and encodes 332 amino acids.
AUGCAGCUGUCGAUUUUUUUGCUAGGUGUAUUGCACACUGUAACCGCUGACCGGUUCUGGAGAUCACCGUUUUACCGAUCCUUUGAGGAGUCUCUCUCGGAAUGUGCGGACUAUUUCAACCUGUCGAGCCUUACUGUUGAUCGAUACAUGCGGGAUGGGUUCCCGAAUGAGCCAAGCGUAAAAAAGGUGAUUCAUUGCACCCUAAUCGAUUUGCAGGCAUGGGACUCUCAACUUGGGGUCAUCGGUCGACAGCUCAUCGGAUCUUUGAGUGGUGGCCAGUUCAACGAGCAAAAUGAAGAGCGUAUCCAAUGCUGUCUACGAAAUUCACAAGUCGAUGACCUGAAGAAUCACGUUUUGGAACGGGCUUAUCAUUCUUUCUUAUGCUACUUCAAUGUGUAUGAAUUCUCCGGCAGCAGCAGUCAGCAGUAUCUUCGCUACACCGAUGACAUUCAGAAGAGGUUUAUGCGUGAAGCCAUUUUAAUCCAGAAUGUACAAGUGCCAUCGUUAUUGGAAUAUUGUAAAGAGAAUCCUGUGUCACCACCGGAAUGGUCAAACGUUGCCUUUACCUUCUUUAUCAGAACUGGGUUCUACAGCCAAGAGAAGGGUUUCAAUUUUGAGCAUCUCUACGCCCAAUUUGGAGCACUGGAAUUGCUUGGGGAAGAGAUUAAAACGUGUCAGCACAGGGCUGUGUCUCAGUUUUGUGUGGAGCCGCAACGUGCAUUCCAGAUUUUCGAACAGUGUCUCAUUCCUUACGUAACGACGUACGAAAUUCUGCAUGCAGCUGCCAACGAACUAGUCACGGAAGCUGGCCUCGUAUGCCCAAAUGAUUCAAACCCAUCAGCUUCAGUGCCGUGUUACAAUGGUUAUAAACCGAAAAUCGAUUUUUUGAUCGCUGAUACAACACAAGGCACUACGAGGAUAACAAGACCAACAACUAGAACAACAAAUCGAUCAACAACUCGUCGUCGAGUUACAGUCGAUCCAGAAAAGCUUACAUAA